Messenger RNA from Pieris macdunnoughi, 2454 nucleotides. The record is from the annotation of a GenBank genome assembly. NCBI's taxonomy places the organism in Eukaryota, Metazoa, Arthropoda, Insecta, Lepidoptera, Pieridae.
AUGGCAACAGGCGUAAAACCUCGUGAUGAAGAAUCUAAGCUUACGAGAGCCGAUCUUGAUAUCUUACAAGACGCCAUGAAACAUAAGAAGUUUCGAGAUUUGUUUGCCGAAUAUUGUGAAGAGAUACGUGACCCGGCGAAUCAAGCGGUUUAUCAAAAAGAAAUGACCCAGCUAGAGAAGGAACGAGGUUAUGACGUUACUUUUAUCAAUCCAAAAGGAGGUUAUGUGAUUAAAACAAGCGUAGCGGGUGAUCGGAAAGCUUUUAUUAAUAUCUGUAGCAACGAAAAUAUCGAUAAACCUUCGUGCAAAGUUCAAGAUAUUAAUGGACAAAAAGGUAUGAGCUGGCAACUCCCAUAUUCUCUUAUUCCGCCAAGGGAAGAUUAUAAUAACAAGAAGGAAAGAUGUGUUAUUUAUGACGUUGUUUUCCAUCCCGAUACAUUACGCAUGGCCGAGGUUAACAAGCGUUUCCGGGAUCUUGUAAAUAAAACUGCAUUUGAUGGUCUUCAGAAAUCAUAUGAAAUCCACUUAGAUAUUAAUAAUGUACGUUUUCCGAAGUCCUAUUACAAGGGUAUGUCUGUACCUGCAGUUAUCAGGAAAGAAGACCCCGAUUAUAAACCUACUGAAGAGACAGAAAAUAGUGAAGCAGAUCCUGAAGGCUUAGAAAAACUAUAUCCCCAACAUAAUUAUUCGCAUGACAAUAAUAAAAAUGAAUCUAAUACACCCAGUGAAAAGAUGAAGUCUGUAAAAUCUUCCAAUAUUGAUUUCACCCAUACCAGUGGCAAUGGAUAUACAGUACCUAAAUAUACAAUUAAACAACAGAAAAAUGUUGAUUUCCAAGAAUACACUUACAGCAAAGAUAGUAAACAGUACACAGCAAUUCCCAGUCAUAUUAUUGUGGAAAUUAACUUACCCUUGCUCUCAUCUACCAAAGACUGCAUUUUAGAUGUAAAAGAACGAGACUUAAACCUGACUUCAGAGAAACCAGCAAAAUAUAAACUUGAUAUUAAACUUCCUUAUACUGUUAAUGAAGACAGUGGUAAAGCACAAUUUGAUCAAACUAAACAUCUAUUAAUAGUUACAUUACCAGUGGUUAGAAGGACUUCUAAGAACAGUGAUAAAAUAGAUAGUGGUGUUGAAAGUGAAGAGUUGUCAGGGUCCCAUAGCGAGGAGGAGGGUAAAGAGGAGAGUAAUAAUUUAAUAGUGGAGUUUAAUGCUUCUUCAAUCAUUAUGACAUCUGAACCAGAUAACCAUCACCAUGAAAACGGCUUUCUUCUGCCAAACAUUGGCUAUAUUCUUCCUACAUACACAUACAAUGUGUUAGAUGAUAUAGUGGCUUUUACAUUUCAUGUUAAAAACACUGAUCCAGCAUCAGUGGCAGUUAAAAAUAUUGAUAAUAUUGUCGAAAUCAAGUUUACCUCCAUGGGUUCUGGAUUUGUUCCAGUUCAUUAUGCUGCCAUUCUGUCAUUUUGCCAUGAUAUUAAAUUCAAUGAUGCUAUUGGCGAGGCAUGGGACAAUAAUGUUAUCUUACAAUUAGAAGUUGCAGGCAAUGUGCCUACUGAAUUUGAAAUUGGUUUGAGCAAAGAGUCUAUGACAAAGGAGUAUUUAGAUGUCUCUAAAAUUAAGAUAACUAAACCUGAAGUAUGCGAAAGCUUGCCCAAGAUUCCUGAAGAUAGUGUUGCACCUGUAGUUGAAGUUACUAACUUUGGCAUAGAAACCAAUAUACUUUUAUCAAGUUCUAAUCAAAAAGAAUAUGAAGAUGAUGACACUAUGAAAGAAACUGAUAUAACCUGGAUUGAAACUGAAAAACCCUGUGAAAAUGGGGCAAAACCUAUUUUAAGGAAACCUAUUACAAUGAUGAGAAGUUAUUCUGAAUCAAGUUAUGGAGAUGUUGCAUCAUCCAUGGAUUACAUAAGUUCUGACUGUGUCCCAGAAGAGUCAAGCUUAAAAAAGACUGUUAGGUUUAAUAAUGUUAUUUCAAGACAAUUCUACAGAUAUAAUUCCUCAAUAGAAGGCCAAAAAAAGAAAAAUCAACGAAAAAAAAGUAAAAAGCGUAACCAAGAAAGAAGAAAAAGUGAGAGCGAAGCUGAAGAUGAUUCUUCAAACCAUCAGUCUAAGCCCCGUCUGAAGUCAGCCAUGAAAGAGCGUCGCGACAGCGGACUAGCAGACACUUCGGACGCCGAAGGUAACAAGAACAUGUCUGACAUUGACAUGUACAAUUCUGCCACCGAAACAGAUGAAAAUUGUAACGGAAACGAAUCUACUUCCGAGGAAUUUUACAAAAAAAUUAAUAUAACGUCCCAACGAGAAAAUAAUGUUAAGAAGAUGUCUAAAAAGGGUAAGCGCUUCGAUGAUGUCAAGCAUAAUACAGAGUUAUAUGAUCCUGACAAAUUGAACAAGGGUCAGUACUUGGAAGUGAAGUUUAAGAAUGAUCUCAUAUUUGAUUUAGACAUGUAA